Messenger RNA from Syzygium oleosum, 1369 nucleotides. RefSeq names its product origin of replication complex subunit 2. Gene Ontology annotation, cellular component: nuclear origin of replication recognition complex; nucleus. The transcript is spliced from 6 exons. The record is from RefSeq and is a predicted model, not a curated record. Bases 78 to 1187 code for a protein of 369 amino acids. NCBI's taxonomy places the organism in Eukaryota, Viridiplantae, Streptophyta, Magnoliopsida, Myrtales, Myrtaceae. Gene Ontology annotation, molecular function: DNA replication origin binding. Gene Ontology annotation, biological process: DNA replication.
CGCCGCGAGGCGCGCGAGCUCUUCCGUCUUUCUCGCCUCUCGAUCCUCCGCCGCUCAGAGAACACGGCUCGACGACAAUGGAGGCCGACGACAUCGGCGGCGGCGGCGGCGGAGGAGGAGAAGAAGAGUUCGGGUUCUCGAGGAAUUACUUCCUCGCCAAGGAAUCGGGCGGCCCCGGCAAGAGAUCCGCCUGCAAGGUCUCCGACAUCGAUGUCGCCGACGAACAGGAACUCGUGGCGGCGAUGUCCGAUAUCAGACCUAAGCACGAGAAGGAGAUUGCGGCCCUGAGGGAUGGUUACAGGAGCUUGUACGGUCGGUGGGUUUUCGAGCUCAGGUGUGGUUUUGGGAUGCUGUUUUAUGGUUUUGGAUCUAAGAAGGCGUUGCUCGAAGAUUUCGCUUCCACGGCAUUGACUGAUUAUUCCGUCGUCGUCAUCAAUGGCUACCUCCCAUCGAUCAACAUGAAGCAGGUCGUGCUCGGCUUGGCUCAAGUGUUGUGCGAUCUUUUGAAGACCAAGCGAAAAACUCCUGCAGCAAGUGUGUCUAAAAUAAAAGAACCAUCCGUUUCUCAAUCCUUGGAUGAGCUUAUUUUGUUCCUGAACGGGCCGUGGGCGGAGGAGAAGGAUUUUUUCAUUUGCAUCGUCGUUCAUAACAUUGAUGGGCCAGGAUUAAGGGACUCAGACACUCAACAGUGCCUUGCGCGAAUUGCUGCUUGUUCUCAUGCUCGCAUCAUUGCUUCCAUUGACCAUGUCAAUGCGCCUCUCUUGUGGGACAAGAAGAUGGUUGACACGCAGUACAACUGGUAUUGGCAUCACACUCCUACCUUCGAACCAUACAAGUAUGAAGGAAUGUUCUUCCCAUUGAUUCUUGCUCAUGGCAAUACUACCCAAAGUGCCAAAACAGCUACAAUUGUCUUGCAGAGUUUGACACCAAAUGCCCAGAGUGUCUUCAGAGUACUGGCAGAACAUCAAAUGGCUCAUCCUAAUGAAGAAGGGAUGCCAAUUAGCAGCUUAUACUCAACAUGCCGAGAGCGUUUUCUGGUGAGUAGUCAGGUGACACUGAACUCACACUUGACAGAAUUCAAGGACCACGAGUUGGUCAAGAUGAGAAAAAAUCCGGAGGGAGAGGACUGCUUGCACAUCCCUCUGCCAACUGAGGCACUUGAAAAAUUGCUGAAGGACAUUGCAUAGGGAAAGCAUUCAUCAAGUGGUGAGAAAUUGCCCCUAACUUACACUGAGCAUCUGCUUUACAGAUUGUGCAUCUCUAGUGACUGACAGUCAACUAGUGGACUGAUUUUUAGUUACUCUUUGAUUACUGUAAUUGAUUUGAGUUUGUCAAAUGUAAAUUCGUCGUGGGGUAGUUGGCCACUUCA